UUCAAUUGUCCCGAACCGCAAGCCGUCCACUUUGGCCAUGCGUUAAUUGAUACCGAAUACUCAACCAAUACCAAGACAUGUACGGAGUAGCUAACGGCCGAGCGACGUCGCCUUCGGCCCUCGCCAGCCAUGCGCCCGACGGUGACAGCGACUGUCACAGUGAUGACGAUCAGGACGUCCUCCCUGGAGGCAAGCGCAAGCGCCCUGUCUCAGUUUCGUGUGAGCUAUGCAAGUCAAGAAAGGUAAAAUGCGACCGCCAGCAGCCCUCGUGUGGAUGGUGCAGUCGCAACGGCGCCAUCUGCGAAUACAAGGAGCGCAAGAAGCCAGGCCUACGAGCUGGUUACGGUCGCGAGCUGGAAUCGCGACUGGAUAAGCUGGAGGAUAUCCUACGGGCGCAUGCCGAAAUUCUGCAGUCAUCGUUUGGUCCUGAUGUCCCGGCGCCGCCUGGAAGCAGCCAGAGGAGCAAUCCAAGUCUAGCCAGCGACCAGGGUACGCCCAAGGACGUCAUGCGCAUGUUCAGAAUGAAUGAUUCGAAACGACCUGCACCCCUGCCUACUGAGUCGUCACAUUUUCCCAAGAACGCAGGACCUGAGAAUUCAAGCCCCGGCACAGCGCAAUUUGGAUUGCCGCAAACGCCUCAAUUGGGGGAUGCAAUGCAAACGCAUUCGAUAGUGUCGCAUCCGUCAACGUCGUCACAGCUUGCCAAUAUCACGUCUCCAGACACAACCAACUCGGCAAGUCAAGAUCUACCGCCAUACGACUUGCUGUAUUCGCUGGUAGAUAUUUAUUUCAAACACAUCAACACAUGGUGCCCCAUCCUCGUCUGGAAGCCGACGCUAGACAGACUCUUUGGCCCAAAUCCGUUAACCGAGACGGAUAGAAUACUUAUGCAUGCCAUUGUGGCUACAAGUAUGCGCUAUUCAACGGACCCUCGACUGACAGAACAGAGACGAGAACACUACCAUCGCAUCUCAAAGCAAAAGGUCUUGCUUUAUGGCAUGGAAAACUCAUCCGUCACGUCUUUACAAUCCCUCGUCAUCUUGGCGUUGGAUCUAUGCGGAAGCAGCAACGGUCCUCCCGGGUGGAAUAUCAUGGCGUUGAUUACUCGAUCUGUGGUUCAGCUUGGAUUAGCCGUGGAGACAAAUUCCUUCAUGGUCGCCCCAAACUAUACAUCAAUCUACACAUUAAGAGCCAUGGUUCUUCCCGAGCCGCGAGAUUUUGUUGAAGAUGAAUCACGACGCCGUCUGUUUUGGAUGAUUUACCUUUUGGAUCGAUAUGCGACAAUUGCCACUGCAUUCGAAUUUGCCCUGGAUGAUAAGGAAAUCGACAGGACGCUGCCGUGCCAUGACGACUUCCUAAAUGCGAAUCAAAAGGUAGAGACGCGAUGGUUCAAGCCAAACGACGUUGAUAAUGUUGUUCACGAGCACGAAUUCGAUCAACCGCAAAAUCUCGGCGCUCUUGCAUACUACAUUGAAAUCCUAGGCCUGCUGUCACGGAUACACAAGUUCCUUAAAAAGCCCAUCAACAUUGCCAAUCCCCACGAUGUCGAACAAUGGCAGCAACGAUACAAGGAGCUCGACAAUAUCCUCACCGGCUUCAAGUACAGUCUUCCGCCUGACUAUGGAGAUCUUUCAAAACUACUUCAAUCCUCCAAGAGCAAGGAUAGGCCUAUCCUUGUGAUGCUCCACGCCACCUUCAACACUGCCAUCAUCCGUCUACACUCCUCCGCAGCUUAUCCCACAACUCGCUCCAACAUUUUCACACCAUCCUACAGCGCUUCUCAGCGAUGCUUGUCCGCCGUUGAAAACAUCGCGGCCAUUGCUGGCUUCGUAACCACAAAUGGUCUUCUCCCUAAACUUGGCCCCCCAUUCGCAUUCACAGUUUGGGUGUCAGCGCGUCUGCUCCUCGUCCAUGGAUCAACAGUCGAGCGCAAGCUUUCGCCCAAGAUACACUUCUUUGUCGACAAGCUUCGAGAGAUGGGUCGAUAUUGGCCCGUGGCAGCAAGAUACUGUGGUCUGUUACAGCGCGUCUUAGAUGAGCAGCGUGAAAGCGAUCAGCAAGGAGAUGGUGUCACUCCCAGCUCUGUCACUAUUCUAGCAGAUAUGCGUCGCACAGCCUUUGAUUUGGACUUUUUGAUCUCGCGACAACCACGACAUGGCUCACAGCCGAACGCCAAAUUUAAUACUAUUACCCCGACACGAACACCAGGGCCGAAUGAGCUCGAAUAUCUCGACGUCUUUGACUUUUUCAACGUUCCUCGACUUCCCGUCGGCGUGGAGGCACCUCUCGGCACGAAUGGCGGGAAUCAGAUGGGCGACCCGAAUAUGCACCCUGCAGGUCCGCAGCAAGGCAUGCCAAACGAGUUUAACAUUACCAAUUUUAUGAUGGAUGCGAAUAGCGAUUGGUUAUUCAAGCAGGAGGGCGAGUUUAUAGCACAGGGCUGAUUUACCGUGAGAGCGUGGCUACCCAUCACCAUGUACAAGUGUAUAUAAGAAUUGUAAACUUUUUUCAGAGAAUUCCAGAUAAUAUCAGGUCAAUGCUCAAAACAGACCUGUUAUCUUUUAUAUUCAAAAUCAAAACUUGAACGCUAAAAUACGCUGGGGCUAAACAGUCAAAAGCAGUGCAAGCUGAUGUCGACCCAAUGGAGCGUGCCACCAACUUGCAAAUAAACAAAGUAAAAUCAACGCAGGCUAAGCUACUAAACAAAAGAAAGGGAAAAGAGAAAAAGAAAAGAAAAGAAAAAGAAUGGGCGAAUCCCCAGAGCUAGCGUACACUAGCCCAUUAUUGUGUUGGCUACAGAGCCAUCAAAGUAUCUAACCCAACCGUCCAAGUUCAACUUCUUGACGACGGUGCUGAAGCCCUCAGAGCCGUUAGCCUUGCCUCUGCGAGAGAAGAUGCCCUUGGCAACAGCGCUUCCAAUCCAAGGAGCUCCAGCAGGGUACUCAAUGUGGAAGACGGGCUUGUUUGCCUUGAUGAACUUGGAGAAGGUGGCACACUCAGAGAACUCAACACACUGCUCGUUGACAGCAAAGUCAACAGUAGUGAGAAGAGGGUCAAUAACAUCACCGGCGUUCUUCAGACCAGUAGACAUGUUGUAAGAACGGGCUUCCUUGGUAAGGAACUUCAUAAAGUCAAUGGUGUCGUUCUUGGUGAGACCAAGACCGUU
[Torrubiella] hemipterigena is the source of this 3166-nucleotide messenger RNA. Lineage: Eukaryota; Fungi; Ascomycota; Sordariomycetes; Hypocreales; Clavicipitaceae. The record is from the annotation of a GenBank genome assembly.